Messenger RNA from Contarinia nasturtii (swede midge), 1192 nucleotides. Its product is annotated as protein sym1. The transcript is spliced from 5 exons. Gene Ontology annotation, cellular component: membrane; cytoplasm. The coding region runs from base 192 to 806 and encodes 204 amino acids. Lineage: Eukaryota; Metazoa; Arthropoda; Insecta; Diptera; Cecidomyiidae. The record is from RefSeq and is a predicted model, not a curated record.
UCUUCGCUCAAUUUAAUUGCAUCAACAAAAUAUGCAACGUCUGUGAUAAUUGUUCCCUUUUUUUUCUUUCUCGCGAAUUCAAUCGCCUGGAUUUGUUUUCAUCACAUUGUAAUUAUAAAGUUAAAAGUGUUUCCGACUUUUUUGUUGGGGGUGUGCACAUUAAAAAAUCUGGCGCUGUUAUUUUCGAAGUCAUGUUCAAGAAAGUCACUCACGUUUUCAACGAGUACAAAAUCCUUCGUGGAAUGCUCUCAUAUGCAGUACUAUGGCCAGUUGGCAGUUUGAUGGAACAGACAUUGGUGGAGAAACGAAACUGGCAAACAUACGAUUGGAAAAAGUGUUUAAGGUGCGAUUUGAAUGUGCAUUACAUUCUAUUUUUUUUUCUUCACAUUUCCCAUCCAAUAUUCACAUUUAGUCUAUAUGGAACGCUCAUAAUGGGUCCAACAAUGUAUGUAUGGGUACGAACAGCAAAUGUAAUUUGGCCACGGUCGGGCUUUCGAUAUUCGCUGUCAAAGGCAAUUACCGAACAGUUUACAGUGGAUCCAACUUUAAUAUGUACGUUUCUGUUUGUGAUGUCUAUACUGGAACAAAAAACAAUUGACGAAGCCAAAGACGAAGUUCGCAAUAAAUUCAUAGAUACAUACAAAGUCGGAGCAAUAUAUUGGCCGACAGUGCAAACGAUAAAUUUUACAUUCGUUCCUCUGAAAAAUCAAGUGGUUUGUACGAGUUUUUUUAGUAUGAUAUGGAGUGCCUUUUUAGCAUAUGAAAAGCAUCUGAAAACAAAACUGAAACAACAAAAGAACGAAUGAGAAUUAGUGGUGGACAAUAGCCGUUCAAUAAAUGUUCGAUGAUAGUAUGAGAAUGGGACGACGACGCUCGGUGGCCACAAUUAGAAAUUAAUUAGCAGAGAAUAAUUAAAGUUGUAUAUGCCAACAACGACAAACACGAUGAUGAUGACAAUGACAACGAGAACGACACCGACCAUUUCAUUAUUCAUUGUCGAUAUCAUAAAAUUACAGGCAAUUUUUGAUGAAGCGGAAAUGAAUUCCGUUCGACUCUUUGUGAAUUCAAUCUUUUAUUGUCAUUGUGUGUGCGUUUUUUGUUUUUCUUGUUCUAUUGAUAACGUUAAUUGUAUUUAUAACGAAAAUAUCAAAAACAUUAUUUAUUUCAGGUUCAUAAAAAAUUCAGUUUUAUU